Messenger RNA from Manis javanica (Malayan pangolin), 1554 nucleotides. The record is from RefSeq and is a predicted model, not a curated record. Lineage: Eukaryota; Metazoa; Chordata; Mammalia; Pholidota; Manidae.
AUGCUACAGACUGAAUAUGGCGGCGGCAGCGCCUGCAGCUACUGCGCAGCCGAGAGUAGGCAACUGGGCCCAGGUGUGCAUGUCCCGGACGACAGCUCCACCUACUCUGAACCCAUGCAGACACCCAGUGGCCACCCCAGGAAACACCCCCUGAAGAAAAUAAUGAAGAAAACACAAAGCUUUGAGAUUCCAUUAGGCUGUGGCCCCAGGAAUGUGCACCGGCCAGGCCACACAGGGUUCUUCAUCAGAGGACUGGAGACCACCACUGCCACAGCCCCAGAGAAGGGACCCCUGAGCCAGGGUGCUGAGAGCCCCCCUCAGAACCGGAGUCUGUCCUCUCCUGCCAGGACCCAGCCCUGUGAGGAUGACGGGAGGAAGAGAGAGAGCAGGAAGCAACUCCAGCACAUAAUGGCCCAGAUGAUUUCCACAGAGAGGGAGUAUGUCAGGUACUUAGGAUAUGUCAUCAACAACUAUUUUCCAGAAAUGGAAAGAGCAGACCUGCCCCGGGACCUCCGUGGGAAGAGCCAUGUCAUCUUUGGGAACGAGGCAGAACUCCAUGACUUCCAGGGCCAGCACUUCCUCAUGGAGCUGGAGUGCUGUGGGCUCUGUCCACUGGCCGUGGGCCAGGGCUUCCUCAGACACGAGGAACAGCUUGGCUUCUACGUGCUCUACAGCAAGAACAAGCCCCAGGCAGACGCCCUGCUCCACGGCCACGGCAACAUCUUCUUCAAGGACAAGCAGCAGGAGCUGGGUGACAAGAUGGACCUGGACUCCUACCUGCUGAAGCCCAUGCAGCGCAUGGGUAAGUACGCGCUCCUGCUCCAGGACCCGGUCAAGGAGGCCGGCCUCUGCCCGGCCCAACAGCAGGAGCUGGGGGAACUUGGAGCCGCCAAGGACGUGGUCCGCUUCCAGCUGCACCACAACAAUGAUCUGCUCACCGUGGAUGCCAUCCGCGACUGUGACGUGAAUUUGAAGGAACAGGGGCCACUGAGAUGCCAGGAUGCAUUCAUCAUUUGCUGUGGAAGGAGAAAGUAUUUGAGGCAAGUGCUCCCCUUUGAAGACCCCAUUCUGUUCAGCAAAACCACAAAGGUGGGUGGGAACUACAACACCUACACAUACAAGCAGUCCUUCAAGACAGCAGAGAUCAGGAUGAUGGAGAAUGUGGGUGACAGCAGUUUGAGGUUCAAGAUCUGGUUCUACAGGUGGAAAUCCCAGGACACCUACAUUCUUCAGGCCAGCUCUGCGGAGGCCAAGACCACCUGGACCGACGUGAUCAGGAAGAUCCUGCGGCGGCAGGCGCUGAGGAACAGAGAACUCAGAAUGCAGGAGGUGGUGUGUAUGGGGAUGGGCAACAAGCUGUUUGUGGACAUCAAGCCCAGCGAUGCAACCAGAAGUGACCAGGCUGCCAACUACAUCACGAAGGAGACAGAGUCACAGACCCAAAUGUCCACAGCUGUGCCUGCUCCCGGUGGCCAGGCCGCCCCCUUCAAGAGGCCACAUUCCACCAUCUCAGAGAGCAGCACAUCCUCCUGCAGCAGCCAGCCCUCCACCUGA